GCGGCGGCGGCGGUGGUGGUGGUGGUGGGGUGCGUAAUGGCGUGGUAUUAAAUUCUAAUUAGAGAUGCAGGGGAUCAAUGAUAGGGAGGUUGGACAGCCCGGGCCCCCAGUGCCAGCCCAAUAGACUGAUGAGUUAUUGUCAUGUAAAAAAGCGCUAGCAAUAAGACCAAACGCUUUGCUAUUGUCCAAGCGGAAAGAGCCAAGUUUAUUAUGAGGACUAUAUGCUCUAGAGACCUCGGGCUAGGCGGCUCUUAGGGGGCUUUUCAUAAAACAGGGCUAGGUUCCUAUAAAGGAGGCCAGUUUUGGAGCAGGCGCUGAGCAGUGAACAUCUACCCACCGUCCAGCCUCCUUCCAACCAGUUCAAACCAAACAAGUCAUCUUUCCCCCCAAACUCAGACCGCGCGUCCUCCUCAUUUUUAUUUUUAUUAUUAUUUUUUUUUUACUUUCUAACCCAUUUUUUGGGGGUAGUUUUUGUUUUGACAUUUUUUUUUCCCGGGAAGUGCAGCCUUCUAACUCCACCGAGCCUUCUCAAAUGUAUAAAAUGGAGUAUUCUUACCUAAAUUCCUCUGCCUACGAGUCAUGUAUGGCCGGGAUGGACACAUCGAGCUUGGCAUCGGCCUAUGCGGACUUCAGUUCGUGCAGUCAAGCCAGUGGGUUUCAGUACAAUCCCAUCAGGACCACUUUCGGGGCCACCUCCGGCUGUCCGUCUCUCACGCCGGGGUCCUGCAGCCUGGGGACCCUGCGGGACCACCAGAGCAGCCCGUACGCCGCAGUUCCCUACAAACUCUUCACGGAUCACGGCGGACUGAACGAGAAGAGAAAGCAGAGGCGCAUCCGGACCACGUUCACCAGCGCCCAGCUGAAGGAGCUGGAGCGGGUUUUUGCUGAAACUCACUACCCGGACAUCUACACCAGAGAGGAGCUGGCACUCAAAAUCGAUCUGACUGAAGCCAGAGUGCAGGUGUGGUUCCAAAACCGGCGUGCCAAGUUCCGCAAACAGGAGCGGGCAGCUGCAGCAGCCGCGGCUGCUGCCAAAUCCAAUUCGGGAAAGAAGUCCGACUCUAGAGAUGAAGACAGCAAAGACAACAAAUCUACCGACCCAGACAGCACAGGAGGACCGGGCCCGAACCCAGUGCCCACCUCCAACUGCGGCGGACCGAGUCCCACCGGAGGCCAGGUCAACACCACCGGGAACGGACAGGUGGACCAAGUGAAGACUUCUGUGUCCGCCGGCAUGGGUGUGACAGCACCGAGCCAAGGCUGGGCCACCACCCCGGGGACCAUCACCUCUAUCCCGGACUCAUUGGGCGGGCCAUUCGCCAGCGUACUGUCAUCUUUGCAAAGACAGAACGGAGCCAAAGCUACAUUAGUAAAGACCAGCAUGUUCUAAUGAAGCUUCACAGCGGGGGGAGAAAAACAGAGCAGAGGGAAAGAGAUACAUUUCCUCAUCCUCCGGAGACUGAAAAGCAAUUGUCAGUGACAGACUUAAGGACAAUAAAAAGCAGUAAAAAGAAGAUGACAACUCUGUUAUUUUAUUUUUAUGCCUUGCGCAGUUUCUUGUGGUCAGUGGACACUUCUGCUGUAAAAAUAUCCAUCUUGACAAGUCACAUUGUCUUAUAAUAACAACUGCUUUUUUUUUUCUUAAAACAAGUGCAAGUCGGAUGAAAUGUUUCCACUUGUUUCCAGUCAGACUGAAAUCCUGAAAACGGCUUGUACAAAACAACGAAAUGACACUUGUGCUGAUUUUCUUGCGUAAAUUCAAAAAAACAUCUCUCAUCCCAAAGCAAAGCGUUCCUCUUGUUUUAAGAAAAAAAGAAUAAUAAUAAGACUGAACACUGGAUGAAGACACUUGUUAAGAUGAACAUUUUUUUUCGGCCAAAUUUAUGUACGCAAACAGACGUCUGCGCACUGGAAACGCGUCGUGCCAUCAGUGCGUAAAAGGAGCGUUAAGUCCCAUCACAUGUCAAGAGUUCAACAGCUGCUUUGUUUGGUAGAGAGACGUUUAAUAUCCAAGACUGAGGAUGCUCUCUCUUUCCAUCUCAAAUCUCAGUGCUCUGACACAACAAAGUAUCCAACGAGACCGCUGACGCAUUUUGCUUCUCUGUUCUCUAUAGACACAAUCUGCUGAUCGGAAGUAGCCUCUUACAGCUGUGUUUUUUUGUUUGUUUCUGGGGCUGCUGGAAGUUUAGUUUCUUUAAAUUAUCGAUAUAAACACAAUUAUUUCCUCGAGAAAAAAAAGGCACAAACUACUGCAAUGUUCACCUCUGACAGGAAAUCUGUAUGUUUUGUGUGUCUUUCUACGGCAGUGUUUUUGUGGCUCAAAUUGUAUAGUGUUAAUACGUAUUAUUGUCUCCUAUAGUUGAACCAUAGGCCAUACUCCCUCGUAGAUCGAUCAUACAAGUCUUUUUGAUGUUUUACAAAAUUCCCUCGGAGAAAUUUAUUUUGGGUAAAAACAAAAAACAAAAAAAACAGGGAAAUGGAUGCAAACAUUGUAUUUAUUUCUAUAUAAUUUGCAUGUUGUCUCUUUGUCUGAUUUUACAAUGAUUUCCUUCCAUUUUGUGAGCAUUAUGUAACAUGUUUUGUCCAGGAUCUCAAAGUUAUUUAUAUGUAGGUAAUGAAUGCUUAUAUUUAAGAAGGAAAUAUUUCUACAUGUGCACAUAGUUUUCCAGGUGUACCAUUGAAAUGGUUGUUGAUGAUAAAAAAAAAAUAGUCCAAGUUGCUUUGUCAUGUUUUCUUUGGACAAGAAAGGGAAUCCAGCUGAAUUGUUAUUUCUAAACGAGCCUCUUAAUGAGUCUUAAAUGCAACGUUUUUCGGGUCUGAGAUUUUCAGCACCACGGACAGCAGCCGGGUCUUCAGGAUUUCAUUUUUUUUUCUACAAAAAAGGUGAAAAUAUUUCAUCUUUUUAACCCGUAAAGUCAAGAGUCAAGUCUGGGUCGACAGAGUUUGGAAAAACUGCUGAAAAUGUCACUACACUGGAGAUAUGAUUUCAAAAAAGAAAAGAUGGAACCCAUUUAAUGUAAACUUGACACAAAGGUCACAAUAAACAGGAUUUUAAAGAUGAUUUUUUAAGAAAAUCAUAUUUUAAAGCUCAACAUUUGACUGGUUACCCAAAAUUAAUAACCAAACAUUGACAGGUGAGGUCUGAUUGCUCCACAGACAGCCCUACUGGAAUAUUAACCACCUUUUUUUUUUUUUUUUUUUUUUUGCUGCAGGUAUUAGAAUCAGUAUCUCGGGGGUAAAGUCACAUUUUCUGACCCAAUCUGAAGAUUUAUGGAGUGACAGUUUUGGAUUAACAGUGACUCAAAUUUUCUAAUCGGGUCACAUAAUUUGGUAUAAUACCUGAACCUGAACCCAACACUGGCCCGAACCACAAACAUGACAUUACUAUUAUAGUAUUAUUUUAUAAUCUGACAUUAACUUUAAUUAAACCCAGAGUUUAAACUCUGUGUUGACAGACUUUACUCACAAUUGUGCCUGUUUUGUGCCUGUCUGAUUUUAGGUUGCUUAUUUUCUCUCUUGAUGACAAGUAGCUGUUUAAGGGUGGGAUAAUAAAUGAAACCAUGUGGGUAGCACUGCAGUAAACACUACUUGAAAUGGAAACAGACUUCACCAUAACACAUUCAUCUGCGGUUUAAAGUCUUAAUUCACCUCGGUUCUUCCGUUCAGCUCGUGCAAACAACAGACAAAAGCCCAGUUUUAAUUUAUAACAUUUUAUUUAUAAACAUACAGUAUGCUAUAAAUGCCAUUGCAUUUAAACAUCAAAUUAUUCUAUAUUUCGGAUAGUGUUCAGGUGAAUAUUACAAUAAAUACAGAACAGACGUAAAGGUUUCAUUCCCCAACUAUCCUGUUAAGAAGACCGUCUGAAUAUAGAGCUCCGUCUCAAAGAUCCUGCUAUAAGAGACUCAGCCGAGAUUUAUUAUGCACUAAAUGAGGAUAAAAAAUAAAAUACACAUUCGGAACAGAAGCUUAAAAAUACUGUAGAUUAGAGAGAUGAACCUGGAGGAGAAGCUUGGCUAUAGAAGGAGGAAGAGGAAGAGGAGGAGGAGGAGAAAGAGGAGGCUGCUAGUUUGCUUUCAUACAGCAAAUCAUUUGGUUUUAGGCUUAAACGUGCAUUUUUUACAUCCACAAUACAUAACCGAGCUCUUCUCAUACAAGUUCAAAAAAAAAAAAAAAAAAAAAAAAAAAAAAAAAAA
Larimichthys crocea (large yellow croaker) is the source of this 4193-nucleotide messenger RNA. It is a transcript of the gene phox2bb, whose product is annotated as paired like homeobox 2Bb. Lineage: Eukaryota; Metazoa; Chordata; Actinopteri; Sciaenidae. Gene Ontology annotation, molecular function: RNA polymerase II transcription regulatory region sequence-specific DNA binding; DNA-binding transcription factor activity, RNA polymerase II-specific. Bases 533 to 1390 code for a protein of 285 amino acids. Gene Ontology annotation, biological process: regulation of transcription by RNA polymerase II; enteric nervous system development. The record is from RefSeq and is a predicted model, not a curated record. The transcript is spliced from 3 exons.